CGCUCCGGGGGCGGGGCUGCAGGGGCCGGCUGUGCCCCGGCUGCCCGGCCCGCCCUCCUACCUGAGGGCCGGGGCCACCCCCGCGGCGCGCAUGGGGCAUGGAGGCGGCGGCCGGCGCGGGCCGCGGGGCGCCCCCUGGGCCCCCGAGAGCCGCCGCCGUCCCGUGCUUCGGCAUAUCGGUGGACCAGGACGACAUCCUCCCGGGCGCCCUGCGCCUCAUCCGGGAGCUGCGGCCGCGCUGGAAGCCCGAACGAGUCCUGACCAAGCGCUUCACUGACGGCAUCACCAACAAGCUGGUGGCGUGCUACGUGGAGGAGGACAUGCGGGACUGUGUGCUGGUCCGAGUCUACGGGGAGCGGACGGAGCUGCUGGUGGACCGUGAGAGUGAGGUCCGGAACUUCCAGCUGCUGCGGGCUCACGGCUGUGCCCCGAAACUCUACUGCACCUUCCAGAACGGUCUGUGCUAUGAAUACAUGAGGGGCGUGGCCCUGGGGCCAGAGCACAUCCGUGAGCCCCGGCUCUUCAGGCUGAUCGCCUUAGAAAUGGCCAAGAUUCACACCAUCCACGCCAACGGCAGCCUGCCUAAGCCCACCCUCUGGCACAAGAUGCACAAUUACUUCACCCUCGUGAAGAACGAGAUUAACCCCAGCCUGUCGGCGGACGUCCCUGAGGUCGGCGUGUUGGAGCAGGAGCUGGCCUGGCUGAAGGAGCACCUGCCCCCGCUGGACUCCCCGGUGGUGUUUUGUCACAACGACCUGCUCUGCAAAAACAUCAUCUACGACAGCAGCAAAGGUCAUGUGCGGUUCAUCGACUAUGAAUAUGCUGGCUACAACUACCAAGCUUUUGACAUUGGCAACCAUUUCAAUGAGUUUGCAGGUGUGAACGAGGUCGAUUACUCGCGGUACCCGGCGCGGGAGACCCAGCUGCAGUGGCUGCGCUACUACCUGCAGGCCCAGAAGGGGAUGGCUGUGACCCCCAGAGAGGUGGAGAGGCUCUACGUGCAAGUCAACAAGUUUGCUCUGGCGUCUCACUUCCUCUGGGCACUCUGGGCCCUCAUCCAGAACCAGUUCUCCACCAUCGACUUUGAUUUCCUCAGGUAUGCGGUGAUCCGAUUCAACCAGUAUUUCAAGGUGAAGCCUCAGGUGUCGGCCCUGGAGAUGCCAAAGUGACCACCCUUCCCAGCCCUCCCCUGUCUGCCUGGCCAGACCUGCUUGUUCUCCAGGGCCCAGCUCUGCUCUGGGGCCUGCUCCUUGGACAAGGUGGGCAAGGGGCCAGGGGGGUGUCCCUGAAGAACGCUCAGCCCCUGUUCCCAGCCCUGAGAAAUGCUUCUGGUGACCGUUUUUGUUUGGAGGGGCUGAUAGGACCCAGCUCUGGGGGUCCUCUCCACCUUGCCAGACCUGGUGACGGGGAGUGCCUGAAGCCAGGUGGGACUGGGACUGCAGCCGCCCUGGGAAGCCCAGCCUUCCCACCCUGGCCAUCCUGAGUCUGGGCUCAGACCUCAACCACCCUGGGACCUUCCCAUCCUGACCAUCCUGAGUCUGGGCUGGGACUCAACCACCCUGGGAGGCCCAGCCUUCCCACCCCGGCCAUCCUGAGUCUGGGCUGGGACUCAACCACCCUGGGAGGCCCACCCUUCCCACCCCGGCCAUCCUGAGUCUGGGCUGGGACUCAACCACCCUGGCAAGCCCAGCAUUCCCACCCCGGCCAUCCUGAGUCUGGGCUGGGACUCAACCACCCUGGGAAGUCCAGCCUUCCCACCCUGGCCAUCCUGAGUCUGGGCUCAGACCUCAACCGCCUUGGGAGGCCCAGCCUUCCCAUCCCGGCCAUCCUGAGUCUGGGCUCAGACCUCAACCACCCUGGCAAGCCCAGCCUUCCCAUCUGGGCCAUCCUGGAGCCUGGGCUGCCUUCGUGUCUUUGACCUUCCUGGCCUGGGAGAGGGGGAGGGUGGGGGGGCUCCUUUCUACCUCCGGGGCCCUGAGCCUCCAGCCUGUCUACCCCUGCGUGCCCCAGGUGGGAGGUGCUGGGUCCAGACGAGUAUCCUGCCAACUCUGACCGAUGGAUGUAUAGAUGCUGGGGGAGGCGUCUAGAGUCAGGUUUGAUGGCUACCCCAGCCGCCGCCUCCUGAGAUCCCUCCCUUUCUCCAAAGCAGAUCCAGCCAGAUAAGCCCUUCCCAUCCCUCAGUGCCCCUUCUGCCGCGGGCCUGUGCUCAGUCCCUCUGCCGCCUGCCAGGAGGGAAGGGAGGGCAUGGGCCCGAAGGCUGGCUCGGCUUCAGGCUGCCUGGCUGGAGGGGCUGCAGCCCAGAGCGGGCGGCUGCACGGAGGCCGGCAUCGUCUCCCCUCCCUCCUUGCCCUCCCGGCCCUGACUUCCCAGGAACAGUCUCUCCACAUCCCAGGAACAGUCUUCUGUCCUAAAGUUGACCCACAGUCUUCCCCCGGGGAGUGACUAGUGGGAGUCGAAGGGCAGGGGCCACGGACGGCCAGGGCUUGCCCAGCGUGCAGGGGCCUGGGUGGGAUUGGCGGUGAUGGUGCUUCCCCGACUCUCAAUGGCCUCCACCUCCUUCCUGCCCACACCGCCUUUCGGGUCCUCCUGGCUCUGGCCUAUGAAAUGACUCAUUUGUAAAUGAUCAUCAUUUUCUGCAUUAAAAUGGUCAUGUAUAGACCACGCCUGAGAGCCA
Molecule: messenger RNA, 2674 nt
Organism: Cervus elaphus (red deer)
Lineage: Eukaryota; Metazoa; Chordata; Mammalia; Artiodactyla; Cervidae
Gene: ETNK2
Product: ethanolamine kinase 2
Exons: 8
Coding region: 99-1169 (356 amino acids)
Biological process (GO): phosphatidylethanolamine biosynthetic process
Cellular component (GO): cytoplasm
Molecular function (GO): ethanolamine kinase activity
Source: RefSeq, a predicted model, not a curated record